AUGAGACUUCUCGUAUUUAUUAUACUAUAUUACUUAUGGAAAAAAAGGCAACGACGACGACGUAUACAAGUACAUCCUUACAAUGCCACUAGAUUGCUGAGAGGCGCGUUCUCUACAUCGUUUGCGGAUUUAAGAGAACAUAGUGACAAGUUCUUUAAACAUUUUCGUCUGUCUAUAACAACAUUUGAUGAAUUACUCUGCAAGAUAGAACAUAAUUUAAAAAGAUCAAGUUUACGUCGAGCACCUAUAGAACCAGUUGAAAAGUUGGCGAUUACCUUAAGGUAA
Pieris macdunnoughi is the source of this 285-nucleotide messenger RNA. The record is from the annotation of a GenBank genome assembly. NCBI's taxonomy places the organism in Eukaryota, Metazoa, Arthropoda, Insecta, Lepidoptera, Pieridae.